GCCACCGUUACAGAGCAGAAAGAAAACAUCAGAGAACUGACCGCCACCGUUACAGAGCAGAAAGAAAAGAACAGAGCUUUAGAGACACAACUCAGGGAACAACAGAUGUUUAUCCUGGAAGAGCUGAAGAAGAAAAAUGAUGAAAUUUCAAAUCUUACUCUGAGUCAAGUGGAGGAGUUGAAAAAGGAAAAUAGAGACAGAGAAAUAGCUUUUUCAGCUGCACUGACACAAUCAAGCACUGAAUAUAUUGGUCCUUUUUCCACUGAAAUCACACUAACCUACAAGAACGUCAUCACCAACAUAGGGAAUGCCUACAACCCAAUUACAGGUGUUUUCACAGCCCCACUGAAAGGAGCGUACAUGUUCAGAAUCUAUGUAUUUGGUCACGGCCCAACUGCAGCAACUGCAUCCAUUUAUAAGAAUGAACAGCGUGUGGUUAUAGCAUACUGUUCUCGGCCUCAGAGUGAUUUAAACUCCUCUAAUGGAGUUGUGUUGAUCCUGGAGGUUGGAGAUGUUGUCUAUGUGAGACUUUGGCGUAACGGGAGGUUGUAUGAUGACCAGAAUAACCCCAACACUUUCAGUGGUUUCCUACUGUUUCCUUUAAGAUAACAUGAGCUUUUGAAGAACCUUCAGGAUAUGAUUUAAGAUGAAAAUCAUGAAGAAUCAUUAACAUAUGAACUUGUAUUAAUGAGGAAUAAUGUGUGUUUGACAUUUGCAAUAGAUUACUGUAUAAAGUCAGUAUAAUUCACUAUACUCACAAGUUCUGAUCUGUCUAUACAUGUAAGUUUAUAUAAUGAGUUUCAGCACUGGUCCAGACAGGACCCAUGAAUAUCAUAUGUGACCCAAAAGCAGGGCUGUCACAAUUCCUUGAUUAAAUUUGAGUACUCUGUUUUAAGAAAAUACUCGAUUGCAAUUUACCUGUGUUAAAUACGCGACAAAAUACCAGAAAUGGUGCAUAUCCUUGGACGAGAAUCCACGAACUGCAUUAUUAAACCGUUUUCUAAGGGCUCGUUCACAAAGAAGACGUGGGCAGUGGAACGGGAAUAAAUCUCAAGAUGCAUUUUUUAAAAGUUGAACUGAUUUUAACUUGAGCACCGCAUUUUUUAGAACACCAUGUCAUGCGUGAGCUGCACAAGACACGAGCGCAACAGUUUUACACAUCCGUCUAGCGCGUGUUUACAUAGAAAAGCAAUGGACAAGUAGUGCAUUGGAAAAGAUCUCAUUUUUUGGGGCACUUUAUCACAGGAUUUUGUUGUACAGUAUGUAAUAUUUCUGUAAUAUUCUUGCAGCACUGUGUGGUAUUACUGUCAUAUUUCUGCACUAUUUACUACAGGAUUUUGUGCUGUACAGUAUGUAAUAUUACUGUGAUAUUAUUUUGGUACUACUGUCAUAUUACUGCAGUAAUACUUGGAAUUUCCUGUAAUAAACCUUUGGUCCUUAAUUGUGUUAUGUAGUAUUCUGUGGUAUUCCUGUAACCUUUUAUUUCUAAAAUAUUAUGGUAACAUUAUAAGAUAUUCCUGCAAGAAAAGUG
This is a messenger RNA of Megalobrama amblycephala (Wuchang bream), 1531 nucleotides long. RefSeq names its product complement C1q-like protein 4. NCBI's taxonomy places the organism in Eukaryota, Metazoa, Chordata, Actinopteri, Cypriniformes, Xenocyprididae. The transcript has 4 exons. Gene Ontology annotation, molecular function: protein binding. The coding region runs from base 106 to 609 and encodes 167 amino acids. The record is from RefSeq and is a predicted model, not a curated record.